Molecule: messenger RNA, 852 nt
Organism: Ilyonectria robusta
Lineage: Eukaryota; Fungi; Ascomycota; Sordariomycetes; Hypocreales; Nectriaceae
Product: class I glutamine amidotransferase-like protein
Exons: 3
Coding region: 33-779 (248 amino acids)
Cellular component (GO): cytosol; nucleus
Source: RefSeq, a predicted model, not a curated record
AGCAUUGCCGAUUGCUUAUACCAACAGUUACAAUGGCUUCCGUAUUUCGCAUGGCCAUUUUGGAAACCGACAAGACUCCCAGCUCCAUUUCAGAUACCCAAGGCUCAUACGGGGACAUUGUGGAGAGACUUUUGCGCCGUGGUUUCGAGCAAGCUGAGGGACCUGUUCCGGAGCUUCAGGUUACAAAAUGGGAUGUUGUACGGGCGCAGUCUUAUCCUCAGCUGAAUGAGAUUGAUGGGCUAUUCUUGACUGCAGGAAAAUACGCCGCCUAUGAUGAUUAUCCAUGGGCGUUUAAGCUCAUGGACUUUCUCAAGGAAUCGUAUAAAAAAUGCAUUCCCAUCUUGGCCAUUUGUUACGGGCAUCAGAUUCUUGCAAGGUCUUUGGGCGGCAGAGUCAUCAAGAAUCCAAAAGGCUGCGAAUUAUCUGUUACCAAAGUCGACCUCACACCAUCCGGCAUCGAUCUGUUUGGGACCGACCAUUUGAAUCUUCAUCAAAUGCACCUGGACACUGUCGUGGGUAUUCCGCCUGGGAUGGAAAUUAUCGGCUCCAGUGCGAUAUCAGAAGUUCAGUUUAUCUACGAGCCAGGGAGAGUACUGGGCGUUCAAGGUCAUCCUGAGGCAAAUGGUUUCAUCAUCAAGAAGUAUCUGGAAUCCCGUUUCGAGAAAGGCUUGAUUGAGGCUCGGCAGUAUGAAGAGGCGUUGUCAAAGAUUGAUACCAAGCAUGAUGGAGAUGUAUUUGCCAAGGCAGUACCUAAAUUCUUAUUUGACAAGCGUUCUUAGCAUUUAGUGUUCAAUAGCCAACCUGGUAUGAACAAUAGAUCAAAGUUAAAUAAUAAGAUAUUUAGCCUUUAGA